Messenger RNA from Arabidopsis lyrata subsp. lyrata, 2060 nucleotides. Its product is annotated as pentatricopeptide repeat-containing protein At2g17033. The transcript is spliced from 3 exons. The coding region runs from base 441 to 1877 and encodes 478 amino acids. Lineage: Eukaryota; Viridiplantae; Streptophyta; Magnoliopsida; Brassicales; Brassicaceae. The record is from RefSeq and is a predicted model, not a curated record. Gene Ontology annotation, molecular function: protein binding.
AACCGGUACCACUUUUCCUAACCGAAGUCCGGUAUUCAGCGAUGCGGAAUUGCGGAUGAGUCAAAACAUAUGGAACUAUGGAUAAUGGGAAUGAGUGAUGUUGGAGAAGGAUUUACGGCAAAAAAAAAACAAAAAAAAAAAAAAACAGUGAGGCAAAGUUCAUUAUAAGUUAGUUAAAAAUGGCGGCUUUGAUCCAGACCGUCCAUGGUGGUAAACCCAACUUGUAAGCUCUCAGUGUUCUUAUCCUUGAUUGUUUAAGUUUGGUAACUAGGGUUUCAAAGUUUUUCCAUUUUUCUGAUUACCAGUUGGGUAGCCUUACAUAGACGAGACACUAGAAUUGAUGAAAACAAAUUCUGGUUUUUGUUCCAGUUGAGUAAAUUGUAUAGUUUUUGAGGGUGUGGUUUACCAGAACCUUGACUCUUGUUUAUCCUUCUACCUUUAUGUCCAGACACAAAGCUCUGUACCAAAUGAUAAGCAGCAGUAACAGUGGUUUGCCACGGUUCAAUUUCACUCCGCCUCAGCGGCUAAGCCAAGGUAUCUGUUACUGGGGAGAAGAGUUAAGCAAUGUGUCAUGCACUUACAGAACCAAACUGGUGGUUCGGUGCAAGGCCGGAGUAGUGCCUCUGAUGAAGCAAGGCGACCGGUUUCUCUCCUCUCUGUCGUCCCCAGCUUUAGCUGGUGAUCCGUCAGCGACACACCGACACAUUAAGAAGUUUGUGGCUGCUUCUCCCAAAUCAGUGACUCUAAAUGUCCUCUCUCAUCUCCUCUCGGAUCAAACUUCCUAUCCUCAUCUCUCCUUCUUUGCUCUCUCUUUGUAUUCGGAAAUUACCGAAGCAUCGUGGUUUGAUUGGAAUCCUAAACUCAUUGCUGAGCUUGUUGCUGUGCUCAAUAACCAAGAGAGAUUUGAUGAAUCAGAAACUCUACUUUCUACAGCGGUUUCGAGGCUGAAGUCAAAUGAACGAGACUUUGCUCUCUUCCUCUGCAAUUUGGUUGAAUCAAAUUCUAAACAAGGGUCUAUACAAGGUUUCAAUGAAGCAUGCUUUCGUUUGAGAGAGAGAAUCCAAAGAUCGUCAUCAGUUUAUGUCAAAACCCAAGCUUACAAGUCUAUGGUUGCUGGAUUAUGCAACAUGGACCAACCUCAUGAUGCAGAAAGAGUUAUCGAGGAGAUGAGAGUGGAAAAGAUAAAGCCGGGAUCGUUUGAACAUAAGUCUGUUCUAUACGGGUAUGGAAGAUUGGGAUUGUUUGACGACAUGAACAGAGUAGUGCACAGAAUGGAAACCGAAGGUCACAAAAUCGACACAGUUUGUUCAAAUAUGGUUCUCUCUUCCUAUGGAGCCCAUGAUGCACUUCCCCAAAUGGGUUCUUGGUUACAGAAAUUGAAGGGUUUUAAUGUUCCUUUCUCCAUAAGGACGUAUAACUCGGUCUUGAAUUCUUGUCCUACAAUCAUGUCACUGUUGAAAGACUUGAAUAGCUGUCCGGUUUCUCUUUCUGAACUGCGUACUUUUCUGAAUGAGGACGAAGCGCUUCUGGUCCUUGAAUUGACUCAGUCAACAGUUUUAGAUGAAGCAAUUGAGUGGAACGCGGUAGAGGGUAAGUUGGAUUUACAUGGUAUGCACUUGAGCUCAUCGUAUUUGAUAUUGCUGCAAUGGAUGGAUGAGAUUAGACUUAGAUUUAGAGACCAAAAGUGUGUGAUUCCUGCCGAGAUAGUAGUUGUUUCUGGAUCUGGAAAGCACAGCAAUGUAAGAGGAGAGUCACCGGUAAAAGCGCUGGUUAAAAAGAUAAUGGUGCGUACUGAAAGCCCAAUGAGAAUUGACCGGAAGAAUGUUGGUAGUUUUAUUGCCAAGGGAAAAAAUGUAAAAGAAUGGCUCUGCAAAUGAAGAUUUAUAACUGUAUAUUUUGAUCAUUAUCUGCUUAAGAUGGUGUUGAUUGGUGAUUCCGGUGUUGGUUAAUCGUACAUGUUGCCAAGAUUCACCAGGAAUACGUUUUGCUUAGAAUCAAACUCUUGGUGUCAAAUUUUCCACCAGAACUAAUCAGGUGAGUCAAAAUUUUCUCUUCACACU